AUGACACUAUUCAACAAUCGACUUGGUCAACAACAGACUCAGAGUGUCAAGACGAGCAUAUUCAAAGAUAGAGCAUCAUUUAUGUUUGAGUUCAAUCAACUGUUGGGCGAUGAUGUGGCACGAUCAUUGGAAUGGGACCAUUGCGUUGUAUCUGGCUUUACAGUGUUCCGUGCACUAUCUGCGCAAGGGGACGGCAGGAAGACACCUGCUGUCAUCCCCAUCACAAUAUCAUUCUGUCAAUUGGACUCUUCUGGUAUCUUGUCACGCAUCAAACAGUUCUACAAUCGACUAAGCUCAACAUGUAGCCUGACCAUCAACACAACACAGACAUCUGUUCGUCUGCGGAGUGCACGCUGCAGCGACGGCCGACCCGAACUGGACAUCAACUUCUCCAUCGUAUCCUAUGAUUCACUUUAUGAUAUGUUCUUGGAUCGCCAUGAUAUGGACAUUGAGCAGUUUGCCUUUGAUGGUCAGCGAGUGUGGACUACACAUCGCGGCAUGCUGGCGGCACAGCAUCAUUGCAACUUUGCAUCGAAACAAUCAUACGUGCUCUGUGGCGAGGACUACUAUCAUCUUCAUCUACUGGAAUGCUUAGAUCGCGAUGGCGUUGGCCUGGUCUAUGCGCCUGGCGACGACAAGCACGGCAAACAACUGGUCAAGCACAUUGAGAGCGAUCAAUUCUAUCCAUCGCUGCACCAAACUGGCGUACUGAAGCUGGUCAGUCUCCGAGAGAAUCCUGAAUUGUACAGGAGCUAUAUUGAUUCGAUCGAAGUCGAUCUGCCCAUCCCAAUCGAGGAGGUCGAUCAAAGUGACGAGGAGGAUGGUGUGAUUGAAAGAAGGAACAUCGACCAAAUCGACAGACUUCUCGAUCGAGUCGAUGUGUACAUCGCACAUUAUACCCAACUGACCAGAGCAGUUCAGAGUAUCAAGUGGGAGAGAAUCAACCAACAUCAUAAAUGUGCCAUGUGA
Messenger RNA from Acytostelium subglobosum LB1, 969 nucleotides. RefSeq lists its product as hypothetical. The coding region runs from base 1 to 969 and encodes 322 amino acids. The transcript has a single exon. The record is from RefSeq and is a predicted model, not a curated record. NCBI's taxonomy places the organism in Eukaryota, Evosea, Eumycetozoa, Acytosteliales, Acytosteliaceae.